This is a messenger RNA of Linnemannia hyalina, 1335 nucleotides long. The record is from the annotation of a GenBank genome assembly. NCBI's taxonomy places the organism in Eukaryota, Fungi, Mortierellomycota, Mortierellomycetes, Mortierellales, Mortierellaceae.
AUGUCCGUCUCCUUUUCAACUCCACCCAUUGUCGAACUCAUGCUCGCCGCAACUCAUUCACGGGCGCUCAUCGCCUCCUCACCCCCCUUUACUCGCCACCUCUUCACCUCACCCAAAGCCGGUUUCUUCACCGCUGUCCUUCUGGAUGGAAGCAUCCAAGUCCAAUCGCCUCUCGGAUUCGAAGGAACCGACGGACUGGUCAAGGUCAACGCUCGACUUUUGCGUGACUACAUCCAAAGGGCCCCUCACCCACCUUCCAAGGACUAUAUCACCCUCUCCUAUUACCAGUUCCGACCUAUCCCCCAAAAGGAUGAUCUCUUGAAGAUCCAGUACUUCUUUCUCACAGACCUCCGUGCUAUGGAUGUCGUGGGAAGAAUAUACGUCUCGGCCGAGGGUAUUAACGCCCAGAUCAGCUGUCCCAAGGAUCGGGUAGAGGACUUUAAGGAAUAUUACGCCACCCAAUGGCCCAUCUUUGACAAGAUCCGUUUCAACCCUGCCAUGUCCGAGGGUAAGGCCUUCAAGAAGUUGCACGUCCGAAUCAAAGGCCAGUUGGUGGCGGAUGGGAUUGACAAUAGCUCCUUUGAUAUCUACAACGAGCCAACAUACCUGACUCCUGAGGAGUGGCACAACGAGUUGUCUUCCCAAACAACACCUCCUAUCCUAAUCGACAUGAGAAACCACUAUGAAAGCUCAAUCGGACACUUCGAGCAUGCGAUCCGCCCAGAUGUGACGACGUUCAAGGAGAACGUGGAUGCGAUGUUGGAUAUUUGCAAGGGCAAGGAGGACCAAGAGAUCUACAUGUACUGCACCGGAGGAAUUCGCUGUACCCGAUCAGGCGCGCUUCUCAAGUCGAGCGGAUUCAAGUCAGUCAAGAUGCUUCGCGGAGGCGUCACCGCCUACGGGCGCUACAUCCAAGACCAGCGAGAACAACAAAUCGCAGAGGGUCGCGGCGAGGAAGAGGUCAAAUCGAUCUACAAAGGCAAGAAUUUUACGUUUGACAAGCGUCUUGGAGAACCCAUCACGGACGAAGUUUUGGCGACGUGUCAUAUCUGCGGCACUGCCUGUGACACUUACUCGAACUGCUCCAAUAUGGCUUGUAACUUGUUGAUGAUAUCUUGCCCAGCCUGUCAACAGAAGCACCAGGGCACCUGUGGAUCUGGAUCGUGUGUCGAGAUGGUACAGGAAUUGAACGAGAAACAGAAGAAGAUUGAUAAGAACCAUCCGGGUCUGAGGGGAAUGAAGGCUCGUCUUGGUGUUCAGCCCUUCCAUGAACAUCGUUUACGUGUCCGCCCCUUGAAGGUCAUGGAGACUCGUAGAAAUAAAACGCGUCUCUAG